GAUAAUCCAUCACUACUUCCUGUUUCCAAUAUCCGGUAGCCAUAAGCACAUGGUGAAUAUUGUGGACAACGGUGCAACGUGUCUGGUCUUAGGAUGACGAUGGCUAAAUCAAAGAAACGGGCGUAUAUAGACGUUGAGAGCAGAUUUGAGAAUAUAGGAUCGAGUGAGGAUUCUGAUGCCUCGGACGAGGAAGGAAAUUUCUCUUAUUCGCAAACUCUUGUUAGCGAAAAGUUAGUUGAAGAAUGGCAAGAUAAAGUCUCUGACCCCACACCAGCUUUACUUCGUGAUAUCAUCGGGGCUUUUGCUGGCGCAGUUGAACAGAUUCAAGAUAAAUCUGGUGGCACUAAAAUUGCGGUGAAGAACAUCACGGUAUUUAAUGAUCUUGUUAAAUUAUGCCUCUUAAAAAUCGAACCAUCACUUCAAUCAAUUUUGAAUUUACCUCCGACCAAAGACAUACGCCACUAUACAAAACCGAAUAAAUGUAGCAAAUGGAAAACAGUCUCAUCAGACGUCAAAGUCUAUUUAUCGAGUUUAGUGAAAAUGCUAAAGAAUAUAUCUGAAACUUCAAUGAUUGAUAUUCUUCUGAAACACGUUCAUAAGAUGGCCAUAUACUUUUCUAUGUCGAACCGACUGUCCAAAGAUCUUGUUAAACACCUCAUAACAGUUUGGGGUUCAGCGGAAGAUACGACUAGAAUUUUAGCAUUUCUUUGUAUUAACAAACUUAUCAUUAUGCGAGACAACUCGAUAUUGGAAUUGUGCCUCAAAAGAAUGUAUGCAGAAUAUGUAAGUAAUUGUAAAUUCACUUCUCCAACUAUUUUACCAAAUAUUGCAUUCAUGCAGAGAUCUCUCGUCGAAAUUCUGAAAAUAGACGAAAAAGUCACAUAUCAACAUGCUUUUGUUUACAUUCGUCAACAAGCUAUACAUCUAAGAAAUGCGCUAACUUUAAAAAAGAAAGAUCUUUGCCAAACUGUUUAUAAUUGGCAAUAUAUUCGUUGCCUUGAACUGUGGAGUUCUCUUAUAAAUACUUCUCCCCAAAGUACUGUGUUAGAGAAUCUAAUAUUUCCAUUAAUUGAAGUGAUUACUGGAGUUAUUAAGUUAGUUCCGAGUGUUCGCUUCUAUCCUCUGCGCUUUCAUUGCAUUGCUAUGUUAAACAAAAUCUCUGCCAGUACCGGUAAAUUUAUUCCAACAUUACCAUUUAUCCUUGAAACUCUUGAAUAUUUGGAUUUAAACAAAAAGUGUUCCAAAGUUGCCCUAAAACCAAUAUGUUUUACCUAUGUAUUGAAAAUGACGAAAUCUCAGGUUCAAGAAAAAACCUUCAAAGAUACUGUAAUUGAUCAAUUUUACGAACACAUGUUAACGUGUCUUAGCAUCGUUUCCCAUUCGAUCGGUUUUCCUGAGUUAGUAUUUCCUGCGCAAAUUCAAAUAAAGGAAGUAUUAAAGAACUGUAAAGUUCCAAACUACAGUAAACAAUUAAAGCAAUUAUACGAGAAAAUUGAAGAAAAUUCCAAAUUCAUUUCAACACGUCGUAAUACUUUUAGCUUGAAUUUGUCCGACACAAAAGCAAUAAAUUCUUGGGAGCGGCAAUGCAAGGACCAGGUACCACCUAUUCUGAAAUUCUUCCAAGUUUGGCGAAGGUUACGUGAUAGAGAAAUUGCGCAUCAAGUAGCGGCCAAAGAUGCUAUUAUCGAUUUUGGAAAUUUCGAGGAUAUAAGAGCCAAAAAGGAGCCAAUUAGAAAGGCAACACCACAGGAGAAACGAGAGUUUAGCGCUUUAUUCGACAGUGUUGAUAAAUAUAAUUUUGAAGAUAUAUUUAAAUUUGAUUUGAAAAAGAAUGCAGAGGCCAAGAAAAAGAAAACUGACAAUGAUGAGAAGAACAUCAAUGGAAAUGCACAAGGCAAGAAAACAAAAACCAAUGAUGAAAACGAAGAGGAUAAUGGGAAUGAACAAAAAAAGAAAAAAACCAGUGAUGGGAAAAAAAUAAAACCCAAAAGUUUCACUGGUAAAAAAAUAAAACCCAAAGGUUUCACUGGUAAAAAAAUAAAACCCAAAGGUUUCACUGGUAAAAAGAAAAAACUCUACCUUGCUACCAAUGACUCGUAAUAAUAGAUUUGGAGGUUUGAAAAUGAUUCAAAGAAAAGUUGAAACUUUAAGUCUCUCUAUCAAAGGAAGAAUAAACUUGUUUUGAAUCAAAUGUGGCUAACAAUCAGUUUUUCAGGUGGUUACCUUAAUAUAAUUAAGGUAUCACUACCAUCAUUUCAGGUUUCAGCAGGUUAUCUCUUACAAACAUUUCUUUCCAUGUACAAUAAAACUAAAGGAUAAGUGAAGAAUCUUGUAUUUUUGAGGAAAUGAAGUGUAUAUAAAUACAUCAUGGUUGCAUGAAAUACUGAAACAAAAACUAAAUGUAUUGCUUAUAUUUUAAGAAUUACAUCAUUUACAAUUCUUUGCUAACUCAUUAUAAAUACUUUUAAGUUUUCUAAAUGUUAUUUUUUUUUUCUCUUACUAAACAUGCUUUUAAAAUGAGAGUAUUUUUACUUGUAAAUAAUACUCUCCUACAUCAAUAUAUAGUAAACUUAAUUUUUGAAAGGUUCUUUUGCAUUUUUUACUUUCAUCAUUUCAUUAAGUAGAAAUUUUCAAAUUUUGUAUAUUGAUGUAAUUUUUCAUUCUGAAUCUAAUUUUGUUAUUCACUUGUUCUAGAAUAAUUUUAGAAAAGUGUCACAGAGGUUUAAAAUUUGAUAGUUUUUACCCAAUCAGAAAACAUUUGGAAGCUGGCAUUUUUUGUGUGAAAGCUGACUAUCACAACAUUACCACAACAACAAUUAAUGCAUUUUUUGUAGCAAAAAUUCAAAAACUAAAAUUUGAGAUAGGACACUCUAGGAGUUUCUAAAACAAAUUACAAUUUUUGUAUCUCCUGCACCAUAUAAACUCACUGAGAUACAAGUCAAUCAUAGUCCCACAGUGUUCUUUAACCCCUCAUUUUACACAGGCCAUAAUCCCUUUUUUUUUUCUCCACUUGUGUGUGGGUACCAUCUUUUGAGUUGAUAAACUCAACACUGUGGUUCACUGUUCGAUGUUGAAAAUUAUAACCAUCAAUUUCAGGAA
This is a messenger RNA of Octopus sinensis (East Asian common octopus), 3099 nucleotides long. RefSeq names its product nucleolar complex protein 2 homolog. Lineage: Eukaryota; Metazoa; Mollusca; Cephalopoda; Octopoda; Octopodidae. The transcript has a single exon. Gene Ontology annotation, cellular component: nucleolus; nucleoplasm; Noc2p-Noc3p complex. Gene Ontology annotation, biological process: negative regulation of transcription by RNA polymerase II; ribosomal large subunit biogenesis. The record is from RefSeq and is a predicted model, not a curated record. Gene Ontology annotation, molecular function: histone binding; transcription corepressor activity. Bases 94 to 2100 code for a protein of 668 amino acids.